This is a messenger RNA of Physeter macrocephalus (sperm whale), 2626 nucleotides long. It is a transcript of the gene GLE1, whose product is annotated as GLE1 RNA export mediator. Gene Ontology annotation, cellular component: nuclear pore cytoplasmic filaments; nuclear pore; cytoplasm. The record is from RefSeq and is a predicted model, not a curated record. The transcript is spliced from 17 exons. Gene Ontology annotation, biological process: poly(A)+ mRNA export from nucleus. The coding region runs from base 57 to 2348 and encodes 763 amino acids. NCBI's taxonomy places the organism in Eukaryota, Metazoa, Chordata, Mammalia, Artiodactyla, Physeteridae. Gene Ontology annotation, molecular function: phospholipid binding; translation initiation factor binding; inositol hexakisphosphate binding.
UCGAGGAUUUGUUUUGUCCCAAGUGGCGCCCGUGGAGAACUGUAGCGGGGCAGGCCAUGCCUUCCAAGGGUCGCUGCUGGGAGACCCUGCAGGCGCUGCGCAGGUCUGACAAAGGUCGCCUUUGCUACCACCGCGAUUGGCUGCUGCGGGGCGAGGAUGUUUUAGAAGAAUGUAUGUCUCUUCCCAAGCUGUCUUCUUACUCUGGAUGGGUAGUAGAUCAUGUCCUACCCCAUAUGCAAGAGGACCCACCUCCCUCUGAGACUUCAACAUCCCCUAGUUCUACUUCAGCCCUCGGCCAACCUUCAUUUGUUCCCAAAUCUCCUGUCAGAGACCCUGCCUUCCCACCAGCCUCCUCAGCAACACCAAAUGGAACCAAGGACAAAUAUGAGUCUCAGCAUACAGAACCUAUGGUACUUCAGUCCUCCCGGGGGAUCAAAGUGGAAGGCUGCAUCCGAAUGUAUGAGCUGCUGCACAGAAUGAAAGGAGCAGAGGGCUUGAGGCAGUGGCAGGAGGAGCAGGAGAGGAAGGUGCGGGCCCUCUCUGAGAUGGCAUCUGAGCAGCUGAAGCGGUUUGAUGAACGGAAGGAACUGAAGCAUCAUAAAGAAUUCCAGGACUUACGGGAAGUGAUGGAGAAGAGCUCCAGAGAAGCCCUGGGGCAGCAAGAGAAGCUGAAAGCUGAGCAUCACCACAGGGCGAAGAUUCUCAACCUGAAGCUGCGGGAGGCGGAGCAGCAGCGCCUGAAGCAAGUGGAGCAGGAGCGGCUUCGGAAGGAAGAAGGCCAGAUCCGCCUGCGGAACCUCUACGCCCUGCAGGAGGAGGUGCUGCACCUCAGCCAGCAGCUGGACUCCUCCGACCAGCACAGAGACCUGCCAGAGGUCGACCUGUCUGCCUUCCGGAUCCGAGGCAACCAGCUGUGCGGCCUCAUCUCAGGGAUCAUCCGGGCCACUUCUGAGUACGCGGGCCUCUCACUGUUGUGGCCUCUCCCGUUGCGGAGCACAGGCUCCGGACGCACAGGCUCAGCGGCCAUGGCUCACAGGCCCAGCCACUACGCGGCACGCGGGAUCUUCCCGGACCGGGGCACAAACCCGUGUCCUCUGCAUCGGCAGGUGGACUCUCAACCACUGCGCCACCAGGGAAGCCCUGAUAUGAACGGCUUUCCCACAGCAGAGGAGCAAGCUGUGGCUGAGAGAGCGCUGCAGGAAAUGCGGGACCUCCUUGUGAACUUGCAGCAGGAAAUCGCCAGGGCCUGUGAGGACAGGAGGAGGCAGGAUGAAGAGGAGGCCCGGGUAAAGCGGCAAGAGUCACAGGUGCAGCAGGGGCCAGAGGUCCGCAAAGAGCCCCCAGCUUCCAGGCAGGGCCCAGGAGGGAAACUGAAUGAAGACCUCCAGGUGAAGGUGCAAGAUAGUACAAUGCAGUGGUACCAGCAGCUGCAGGAGGCCUCCAGUCAGUGUGUGUUGGCCUUUGAGGGACUGAGCAACAGCAAAGACAGUCAGGCCAAAAAGAUCAAGAUGGACCUCCAGAAGGCUGCCACCAUUCCAGUGAGCCAAAUCUCCACCAUUGCAGGCUCGAAGCUGAAGGAGAUCUUUGACAAGAUCCACAGCUUACUCUCUGGAAAACCCGUUCAGUCUGGUGGGCGCUCUGUGUCCGUCACACUUAACCCACAGGGCCUGGACUUUGUCCAGUACAAACUGGCAGAGAAAUUUGUGAAACAAGGGGAGGAGGAAGUGGCCUCCCAUCACGAAGCAGCGUUCCCCAUCGCAGUCGUGGCAUCCGGGAUCUGGGAGCUCCACCCCAGAGUCGGGGACCUCAUCCUUGCUCAUCUGCACAAGAAGUGUCCUUACUCUGUUCCUUUCUAUCCAGCUUUCAAAGAGGGAAUGGCUUUGGAAGAUUAUCAGAGGAUGCUUGGCUACCAAGUGACGGAUUCCAGAGUAGAACAGCAAGACAACUUUCUAAAACGCAUGUCUGGGAUGAUCCGUCUCUACGCUGCCAUCAUCCAGCUCCGGUGGCCGUAUGGAAACCGACAAGAGAUUCACCCUCAUGGCUUAAAUCAUGGCUGGCGCUGGUUGGCACAGAUCUUAAACAUGGAGCCCCUGUCAGAUGUGACAGCCACCCUCCUCUUUGAUUUCUUGGAGGUGUGUGGGAAUGCCCUCAUGAAGCAGUACCAGGUCCAGUUCUGGAAGAUGAUACUUCUCAUCAAAGAGGACUACUUCCCCAGGAUUGAAGCCAUCACCAGCUCAGGAGAGAUGGGUUCCCUCAUACGCCUCAAGCAGUUCUUGGAGAAAUGUUUGCAGCGCAAGGAGAUUCCUGUCCCCAAGGGCUUUCUGACUUCCUCCUUCUGGCGUUCCUGAUGUUACUCCGUCGCCCACCGUCACCAUUUUGUUGCAAAGGGACAAUAAUAAAGCAACUGAAGACAGCUGUAUUUGGGAGAAGUCAUGUCAAUAUGUGUUUUGUGUAUUUGUACCUUGUGACUAGAAGAGCAGAUUUUCAUGGGUCACACAUCUAAGAGGUCCUCUAGUAGAUGUGAUGACUCCUUAAAGGGGUCCACAUGACAGAGUAAGCAGAAUUGGCCUUUCUCAUUUUUGCAAAAAAUUUGAAAAAAAAAUUAUGAGAAGAGUUUAGCACUUGA